CCGCACCUGCAGCCCCAGCCCUUUCCCGGUUGCGACGACGCUCCUUCUUCUCGGCACCGUCCGCUCCGCCGCCCCGCCGAUUGGCAGUUGCUUGAGCCAAUCAGAAGGUCUCCCGGGUCGGGGGCGGGGCCUCACUCCAGAGUUGCCCUGUCAGUGCAGGUGGAGGCCCCCGGCGGGGCAAAGUGGCAGGAACCUCUUAAAGGGCGAGAGCGGCGGAGAGCGAGAACGCGGCCCGGCCCGGCCCGGCCAGGUCCCCGCCCCGUCCGGCCCAGAGAAGAGUUUAGUGGCUGAGGCUGAAAAUUCACAGCACCAACAACAGAAGGAAGAAGGUGAGGGAGCCACAAAUUCCGGCCAACAAGAAACUCAGCUGGAGGAGCCUUCUCAAGAGGCAGCUGAAGGAGAUAAUCAGUGUGAACAGAAGCUGAAAACAUCUAAUGGAGAUACUCCUACACAUGAAGACUUAAGCAAGAACAAGGAACGGACAUCAGAAAACAGGGGCUUAUCACGGCUGUUCUCCUCGUUUCUCAAAAGGCCUAAGUCUCAGGUGUCUGAGGAAGAAGGCAAAGAAGUAGAGUCAGCUAAAGAGAAAUGUGAAGGAGGUCAGAAGGAGAUAGAAUUUGGAACCGGCCUUGAUGAAGAGAUCAUUUUAAAGGCCCCAAUUGCAGCUCCUGAACCUGAACUCAAAACAGACCCAUCCUUGGAUCUUCAUUCAUUAAGCAGUGCAGAAACACAGCCUGCCCAGGAAGAACACAGAGAAGACCCAGAUUUUGAAACUAAAGAAGGAGGAGGACUUGAAGAGUGCUGUAAAAUAGAAGUGAAAGAAGAAAGUCCUGAAUCAAAAGCAGAAAGAGAAUUAAAAACUUCCCAGAAAUCAAUCAGAAGACACAGAAACAUGCAUUGCAAGGUUUCUUUGUUGGAUGACACAGUUUACGAAUGUGUUGUGGAGAAACAUGCUAAGGGACAGGAUUUGCUUAAACGAGUGUGUGAGCACCUCAAUCUUUUGGAAGAGGACUACUUCGGACUAGCCGUUUGGGAUAAUGCAACCUCUAAGACAUGGCUGGAUUCUGCCAAAGAAAUAAAAAAGCAGGUUCGUGGUGUCCCCUGGAAUUUCACCUUUAAUGUCAAGUUUUAUCCACCUGACCCAGCACAGUUAACAGAAGAUAUAACAAGGUAUUAUUUAUGCCUCCAGCUUCGACAGGACAUAGUUGCAGGACGUCUGCCCUGUUCCUUUGCAACCUUAGCGCUAUUAGGUUCUUAUACCAUUCAGUCUGAGCUGGGAGACUAUGACCCAGAACUUCAUGGUGCGGAUUAUGUUAGUGAUUUUAAACUGGCCCCAAAUCAGACCAAGGAACUUGAAGAGAAGGUCAUGGAACUGCAUAAGUCAUACAGGUCCAUGACUCCAGCUCAAGCUGACCUGGAAUUUCUUGAGAAUGCCAAAAAGUUGUCUAUGUAUGGUGUUGACCUUCAUAAAGCAAAGGACUUGGAGGGAGUGGAUAUCAUCCUAGGUGUCUGCUCUAGUGGCCUUCUGGUUUAUAAAGAUAAGCUGAGAAUUAACCGCUUUCCUUGGCCCAAAGUGCUGAAGAUUUCUUACAAACGUAGCAGCUUUUUCAUCAAGAUUCGACCUGGAGAGCAAGAGCAAUAUGAAAGUACCAUUGGAUUCAAACUUCCCAGUUACCGAGCAGCUAAGAAAUUAUGGAAAGUCUGUGUAGAGCAUCACACAUUUUUCAGACUGACAUCUACAGACACCAUUCCUAAAAGCAAAUUUCUUGCCCUGGGAUCCAAAUUUCGAUACAGUGGCCGGACUCAGGCUCAGACCAGGCAAGCUAGUGCUCUGAUUGACAGGCCUGCUCCACACUUUGAGCGUACAGCAAGCAAACGGGCAUCCCGGAGCCUUGAUGGAGCAGCGGCUGUUGAUUCAGACAGAAGUCCUCGGCCCACUUCUGCACCAGCCAUUGCUCAGAGUCAGGUCACAGAAGGCAGUGUUCCAGAUGCAUCUGUCAAAAAAACAGUGGUCUCUAAAGCACAGAAGGAAACAGUGCAGUUCGAAGUGAAAAAGGAAGAAGAGCCACCGGAGCAAGCUGAGCCGGAGCCCACAGAAGUGUGGAAGGUGGAAAAAACCCACAUCGAGGUCACAGUACCUACCUCAAAUGGUGACCAAACACAGAAGCUUGCAGAAAAAACGGAAGAUCUGAUAAGAAUGAGGAAGAAAAAGAGAGAGAGACUAGAUGGUGAAAACAUUUAUAUCAGACAUAGCAAUUUAAUGUUGGAGGAUUUAGACAAAAGUCAAGAAGAGAUAAAAAAACAUCAUGCCAGCAUCAGUGAGCUGAAAAAGAACUUUAUGGAAUCUGUACCAGAACCACGGCCUAGUGAAUGGGAUAAACGCUUAUCCACUCACUCCCCAUUCCGAACACUUAACAUCAAUGGGCAGCUUCCCACAGGAGAAGGAGUGAAGAAAAUCUCUGUCCUUCCCUCGGAAAGAAAGGUUGGUGGGCCAGAGAAUAUAAAUGGCAUUCGCACAGAGGAGGUGGCUGCCGUGACAAAGGGGCCAUCUACCAGCCCUGACUCUGAAUGGGAUGGUCCCAAGCAUUCACUAAUUCCUAGUAAGAGCCAAAUGACCACCCCGUCGGAGUCUCCACAAAGCUUUGAGUUUGGCUCCCUCUCCAUAAGCAGCAAGGAGACAGAAGAGAAGGAGCAGGGAGCUGCUGGCUAUCUUGAUAUUAAGGAAAUGCCGGGAGGCUCAAGUGGGGAAUGUAUAGGAGUGGAGGAACAGGCCGGUGUCUUACAGUUCUCAGUAUCACCAGCUUCCUCUCAGCUGCAACUUGGUGAAAAAAAGGCAGAGAGUAGUGAAGAACAUGUUACACCAGGAGAGCCACUUGGAAAGCACAAUGGAUCAUUUCUUGACUCUCGUGUGGGUAACCAGUUCCCCACCCUCAUUCGAAGUUUCCAGCCUCCCCUGGUGAAGACUCAGACUGUCACCAUCUCAGAUACUGCCAGUGCUUUGAAAAGCGAAAUCCCAACCAAAGAUGUCCCUAUUGUUCACACUGAGACCAAGACCAUCACUUAUGAGGCUGCCCAGACUGAUGAUAGCAACGGAGACUUGGACCCAGGAGUCUUGCUAACAGCUCAGACCAUCACAUCUGAGACCACAAGCAGUACAACCACAACUCAGAUUACCAAGACUGUAAAAGGUGGGAUUUCAGAGACACGGAUUGAGAAGAGAAUUGUGAUCACAGGAGAUGCCGAUAUUGACCAUGAUCAGGUCCUCGUACAGGCCAUCAAGGAGGCAAAGGAGCAGCACCCAGACAUGUCAGUGACCAAGGUGGUCGUCCACCAGGAGACCGAAAUCUCUGAGGAAUGAGCUCAGGAACUAUCCUACCCCAACUCCCCGCCUGUCUCCCAUCCAAGAGAAAACCAGCAAAGUGAUAAAGAAGCUUUCCUGCAAUAGUCAGACAUCAGACUUUGAAAAUUACUCUAAACCACCAGAAAAUCUCACUUUCUAUUUGGAAUUUAUACCAAGAGAGUCUUCUAGACAUCACUGGUUCUUUUAAUACUUUUUCUACAUUGUGAUACCAGAAAUUGUUCAACUUUUCACUCUAUGGACUGUUUUUAAAGAGCUUUUUGGUUUUUUUAUGGGGUGGUUUGUAACCCCUUUAACCUAGCCUCUCUCCAUUUAUUUCCAACCCAGAUUCUGACAGGCCCACAGAAUUCUUGGGGAAAUCCUCCAAAGAUUCUGUCAGCUGUGUUGGGGGCCAAAGCCAGCUUAAUGGGGCUUUCCUGCUCGUCCCCUAGUUUUAUACCCUUUGGAUGUCAGCAGAAACUUCAUUCACCAGCCCUUUCUCAGAGCCAAUGAUGUGACUUUACCAUGUGAGGCAGGGCAGCUGUCCUGAUCCACAGGCCCCAGGAAAACGUCCCUGUCCCUUUGUUGAGGGUGGUUUCAGUGAGGCAGAGAUCUCUGCUAAGAAUGUAGUGUUGUUUUUCCUUCUUUCCUCCUAUUCUUUCUUUUUGGAGCUUCUUUAGAUCAAAGACAUAAGAAGUUGUUUCAUAUCUAUCUGAUACUGUGAAUGUUUGAACAUAUCCGUGGCCUUCACCUUCCUGCCCUCCCUCCCCUUUUACCUCAUCAGAAGCAGUGGCUCUGCUAAGUGCUCCCCCCACUUCCCAUCUCAGGAGACCAAAACUCACAGAAAAAUAGGCACUUUUGGCCAGAAGCUCCAAUGGCACAUUUUUAGUGGUGAUUUAGGCAAGGAGAAAGUUAAUGAGGUUUUAAAAAAGGUUUUCUAGUUCUGGGAAUGUGCACUUCACACAGGGGAAUGGUGGGGUUUACCUCAGUCAGAUCUUGCUAAGAAGUAUUUCCAGGUGACCAACCCUGGGCCUCUUUCUUUAAUCCUGGGAUGACAGGGAAUGUGACUCAGAGAGGAGGUCUUGUUCCUUGUCCUUUCUUCUCCUGACUGGUACCUGCCUGCAGACACCCUUCUGGAGCAAGGGAAUUGACUUUUAGGGGCCAUCCUUCCCACAAAACCCUGCACGACAAGGGGAACAAACACCAGCCCUGCUCGUUCCCACUCGCCAUCUGAGGUCUGUCAGGUUUUAUAGGCUUGAUUUUUGUGGUGGGUUGUGGGUUUAUUUUACUUUUACUUUUUUGUUGUUGUUGCUGUUCGUUUGGUUUUGAAAAUGGGACUGACUGAUGUGCCCAGUUCCACCAUUCCUGGUAGGUCUGGGGGCAUUUUUAUUCAAUAGCACUUCUCGAAUCUUCCAGCUUGCUCCCACAAACACAUCUGCCCGGAAGUUCUUGGAAUCUUAUUCUGGGACAGAAGUGAACCUCAUGAGAUAGACAGCGGAUCACAGUCAGCAGUCUCGGGGGGCUCCGGAGCAGUGAGAGACGUCGAAAACCCCUGCUCCCCACUGUGGGAGGCAGCCACCUGUGUCCAAGGCCUCUUCUGGCCGAGUCUGGUUUUAGACAAAUGCAGUUGGUUUGAACUGAUUGCAGACGUGUGCAUUUUCCUUUAGUACUUAUGUGAGAAUAUUACUAGCCGGGAAGCAGCUCUCUCUGGAGAGGGAUGAAGAGCUCAGGUAGGGUAUAUGACAGGCCUGCGGAGACAGGACUGCCCUGUCUCAGGAGCAGACUUCCAGCCCGUGGGCACAGGGUCUGAAACGAUGGGGCUCUCUUGGUGGUACCCAUGCCCAGGCUGCGUCGCCAGGAGUGGUGGUGAGGUUAGGAAUCCAGCUCACAUCAGAAGGCGUGUAACGUGAACUCCCUUGCCCGCGGCCAGCUGUCCUGUUGAAAGAGCUGCCAGCUUCCCAGGCUGCCAGCUGUGGAAUGAAGAGGGUCGGGGUAAGGAAGAGGGCACAGGGUGAGCAUCAGCGGCCUGGCAUGCCAGGUUCUCCACUGCCUGCACUGAUGCGGCAGCUUUCACCGCACAGGACCUAUGACAGGGGCCCACGCUUCCCCUCUGCUCUGUCACCCGCUCACAGUGCUGCUCCUCCCGCUUCCUUAACUAUAAAUUGGACCAGAAGAUCUCAAAUGCCCUUCCAGCACUGAGAAGCCACGAUUUGGACAAGCUAGGCAGAAGGUGUCCUUCCAAGCCGCUCUCCCUAUCCUGCCUCUCCGGUAACAGAUCUGAGGGUUCGACAGUUGUUUGGAUUUUAUUUCUUCCUGCAGUUGUGUGUGUGUGUGUGUGUGUGUGUGUGUGUG
This is a messenger RNA of Acinonyx jubatus (cheetah), 5689 nucleotides long. RefSeq names its product erythrocyte membrane protein band 4.1 (gene EPB41). Gene Ontology annotation, biological process: cortical actin cytoskeleton organization. Bases 893 to 3358 code for a protein of 821 amino acids. Gene Ontology annotation, cellular component: plasma membrane; cytoskeleton. Gene Ontology annotation, molecular function: actin binding; structural molecule activity. Lineage: Eukaryota; Metazoa; Chordata; Mammalia; Carnivora; Felidae. The transcript is spliced from 23 exons. The record is from RefSeq and is a predicted model, not a curated record.